AUGUCAUGGUCCGAGGCAUGGUCUUCUUACAAGCGAGACAAAGAAGAAUGGAUCAUGGGACAAUCUGGCUCCUCCAUCGCUUAUAUUAAUCUUUUGAGCUUAACUCCCCUUGCUUCGUAUGCGUUAUGGCUCUGUGUGAACGGAAGGCGAAAGCAUAAUCUUUUGCACUCGUAUGUUGCCGACUUUGUUAUGUUGGUCGUGCCUCUUAUGCUUGCCUGUACCACUUCAAGCCAUGACAUAGUCGCUUUACUCUCGUGCUUAUCGCUCCCAACGGUUGUACUGAUGUUGCAUGAAUACCGCACUCGCACGAAGAUCGGGACUCACCGUGUCCAAGCCUCGGAAGACGGUAGGCUGCCGCUCAAACAUGCAAAUAACCGCGUCACGCAUACUCAACUUCACGCGGAUGAAUCAAAUGAUGCAUCGUUUCGUGAGAGUUUCUGCGUACAUGCAGACGGUUCAUCCACACAAGAGAAAAAGGACUUGGACUCGGAUACUUCCAUUAAGAGAGAAACGCUUCUCAGUCGGAAUGGAUCCCAAAGCCGUUCGUCUAGUCUUCAUCAAGCGGACUUACAAGGAAAGCAUCUCUCAUGCAUGUCACUGUCACCACUAUGUUUUGAGACAUGCUCCCAAAACUCGAUGUCUACCCCUAUAACCAAUGAUCUAGCUCAAUCUGACAAGUUUCCCAGCCAGAAAUGGUCAUAUGUUACUAUAUAUCGAGCGUAUUUGAUGAUGCUUACGACGUUUUGUAUUCUCGCCGUCGAUUUUCCUGUUUUCCCGCGGUUUUUGGCCAAAUGUGAGACGUGGGGUACAAGCCUAAUGGACUUGGGAGUAGGCUCUUUUGCCUUUUCUCAUGGCCUGGUGUCCCUACGCUCGAAACGAAGCUCAUUCUCGCGCCUUCUAAGACGUACGCUUCCUUUAGUGCUUCUUGGAGCGGUACGUGUCUUGACGGUCAAGCGGACCGAGUAUCCUGAGCAUGUGUCUGAAUACGGUGUACAUUGGAACUUUUUCUUCACCAUGGGCCUUGUGCUUCCCUUUAUUGAUGUCUCACAGCAAAUUUGGCGGCCAGGUUUUGCUCCCUUUGGCCUGUACUCCCUGGGCAUCGCACUGGUGCACGAAUCCGUGCUGGCAUGGACGCCACUCGGUACGUUUGCUAUAUCAGAUGCACGAAAUCCAUUAAGCUGGGUAUCAUUGAACAAAGAAGGUCUUGUUAGUCUUCCGGGCUAUGUGGUCAUUGCCCUAGCUGGCCUCGACAUUGCUCACAUUAUGGCCGAUACGCGACGACGAGACAAAUUAGAGCGUGACUUGUGUAUUCGUUCGUUUUGUCUAUGGCUUGGCGUUUGGAUCGUCAGGUGUUUGGGUUUCCAGAUAAGCCGACGAUUGGCCAACUUUCCUUACACUUUAUGGUGUGCUGCAUUUAAUGUUUCGCUUCUUCUUGGAUUCAAAGUCUUGGAGCGAGUAUUUUACGAUGAUUCUUUUCCUCCGGUACCCCGUUUGUUUGAUCUCAUUAACCGACAUUCGCUAAUUUUGUUCCUCAUUUCCAACGUCCUGACCGGUCUAAUCAAUUUACUUGUGCCAACUAUGUACACCAGCGUGCCCGUGUCUAUGAUCCUCUUGUUUCUCUACAUGGCAAUUGUUUGCGCUGUUGCUCCUGUUUGGGUAUACAUCGCUGGAGACCGAUGA
This is a messenger RNA of Malassezia globosa CBS 7966, 1680 nucleotides long. RefSeq lists its product as uncharacterized. Gene Ontology annotation, molecular function: glucosaminyl-phosphatidylinositol O-acyltransferase activity. The record is from RefSeq and is a predicted model, not a curated record. The coding region runs from base 1 to 1680 and encodes 559 amino acids. The transcript has 2 exons. Gene Ontology annotation, cellular component: membrane; endoplasmic reticulum. Gene Ontology annotation, biological process: protein localization to plasma membrane; GPI anchor biosynthetic process. NCBI's taxonomy places the organism in Eukaryota, Fungi, Basidiomycota, Malasseziomycetes, Malasseziales, Malasseziaceae.